This is a messenger RNA of Ectocarpus sp. CCAP 1310/34, 1560 nucleotides long. The record is from the annotation of a GenBank genome assembly. Lineage: Eukaryota; Phaeophyceae; Ectocarpales; Ectocarpaceae.
GUGAGAGUAGCCGCUGCUCACAAUCAAGCUUGUUUCAGCAGCGCCAUGGGAAGUGGUGCUGCUGUCUUCGGUAGUGCGAGCGUGGGAUACCAAAGCGUGAAGUACACAGCGCCCACGUUCAGCGGAGACGCCAAGAGCUUUUCUUCGUGGCUAGAGUUUUUUUUGAUGGCAGCGAACACAGCAAACCUUCUUGAGCUUUUCGAGGAGGGGGGGGCGGAGAUCCCCGUAAACAGUGGGCAGAGCAAAGUCUAAUUGUCCAGGUUUUACCCGCACGACAAAGUAGAGCUCGCUUUCCACGCGUGGAAUUUCCUCCGUGGAGCUCUCAAGGACGAGAAAGACAGGACAAUAAUGAAGCGAGCUGAGUCGCCCCUGGGGGCGCUCCGUGAGCUGAAGGGGUUGUACGACCCAGAAUCGUCCAUGCAGCCUGCGGAUGAGUUAAAAUCCCUGACAUCCAAGAAGAUCCCGAUGGCAGAGAAUCCGCAACAUGCUCUCAACAGUAUGCUCGCCACCGCAGAGUCCCUUUCGAAACGGGGGCUUGAUGUUAACGAAACCUUCGUUUUGCACCUCUUCUUGGAUGCCCUCUCCAACGAGUACGCUAUGACCAAGCACGCCCUCAGACACAAGGAGAGGUUGACAAGGAGUGACGUCCUGAAGGAGGUCACCAUCGAAUAUCGAUCGAUCAUGGAGAAGGUGAAGGCGGGGAAAGGCAAGGGCGCGCGCGGCGCCGAGCAGGCCUACCUCGCCGAUGGAGACGGCCGCCGUGGGCGGUCGUCUUGGCGUGGGGGCGGCCGCCGAGGGCGGUCGUCCUGGCGUGGUCGUGGCGGUGGCCGCAGCGGCGGCCGCGGGGGCGGCGACAGCAGCGGAAAAGGCGGUGGCGGCGUCGAGGAGAGCAAGGGGAGUGGCUCUGGUGGGGCAGAUGGCGGCGGUACCGGGGACAAGAAGUUCCCGGGCCGGUGUUUCACGUGUGGCCGUUUCGGACACACGCAGCAGGACUGCACCACAAAGGAGAGCGACUACCUCCCGCAGUGCUCACACUGCGCAGGAUGGGGUCACAGCAAGGACAAGUGCGCGACGGAGGAGGCCGUCCUGGCGCAGAUCGUCCAUGCCGACAGCGACGCCGACUCCGUCGACAACCAGGCCUUCUGCGCGGCGCCGGGCCUGCCAGGCGAGUGUGGUGCUGUUGACCUAGGUCUAGUGGGGGUAACGGAACUAGGCCAGGAUGUCAUGGCGUACGUGGCUCAUACAGCAGCCACGUGCUCCNACGCGUUCGUGAACUACCGCGAGUGUAGUGGUUGGGUCAAGGGGAUCGGAGGCAACAAGGCCCCCGUUCCUCUCCUAGGGUACGGAGACGUGACCGUAGUCUUUCUGACCGAAGGCGGUAGGGUACCAGUGCUAAUCCUGAACGCCGCUCAUGUGCCCGAGUCCCCCCACAACCGUCUCUCACUGUCGGCGUUGGCCGAGAAAGGCCACACGUAUUCCGGCCAGAAGGGGGGGCUGACUCUCUCUACAAGAGCCGGGGGGAAGGUGUGGUUCCCCCGGACGGAUGACCUGAUAAUAUAA